This is a messenger RNA of Durio zibethinus, 2222 nucleotides long. Its product is annotated as lysine-tRNA ligase. Lineage: Eukaryota; Viridiplantae; Streptophyta; Magnoliopsida; Malvales; Malvaceae. The record is from RefSeq and is a predicted model, not a curated record.
UUACAACCUUUGGAUUUUGUCCCCCUUCCUUCCACUCACCUUCUGGCUGUUAUUUUAAGUUAGAACUGCCUGAGUAACUAAACAAGGAUUCCAAGAAAAAGAAAAAAAAAUGGUGGCAGCCAUUUCUGUUUCUUCUCCAAAAUCAACUGUUUUUCAGAGCCCAAUCUCUUUGAGAGAUUCCUAUUCAUGUUUCCUUGGUGGGUCAUUGAAGGGUUUUUCUUUGCAGUGGAAACCAAGGAGCCAGAAGAAAGAUGGUAAUAUUAGCUUGGUGGUUGCUUCUGCUGGUGCUGCAACCACCGCAGCUGGAAGUGAUAGUGGUGGCUCUGCUAACAGGUUUUACUUUAACAUAACAGGCUUUCCAUUCCCUCUCGGCCCUUUUCUUAAUAGGCGCACUACUAGGACUGAGGCUGUGAAAGGCUCUAUAUGGCUAUUCGAACAAGAGCAAGCAUUAGGCUUCAGCAGUGUCUCAACAAACAUUCGGAUGACGGUUAUCAAACUUAAAUCUGGGGGACUGUGGGUCCAUGCACCUGUUGCCCCAACCAAAGAAUGCAUAAAGCUUUUGAAGGAAUUAGGAGCUCCAGUAGAAUACAUUGUCCUGCCUACAUUUGCUUAUGAGCAUAAAAUUUUUGUGGCCCCUUUUUCUAGAAAAUUUCCUAAGGCUCAAGUGUGGGUGGCACCAAGGCAAUGGAGUUGGCCCUUGAAUUUACCCCUUGAAUUUUUUGGGAUUUUUCGUGCCAAAAUUUUGAAAGAUGAGGAUUUGUCAACUCCAUGGGCUGAUGAAAUUGAACAAAAAGUUCUAAGCUCGCCAGAAGUUGGAAUUGGACCAUAUGUAGAGGUGGCGUUCUAUCAUAAAUGUUCAAGAACACUUCUGGUUACAGAUGCAGUUAUAUAUGUCCCAAAGAAGCCGCCCAAGUGUAUUAACAAAGAAUACCUCUUGGCAUCAGCAAAAAAUGGCUUGGCAGUAAAACUACUUAGCAAAGGAAAGAAAGUUCCUGAUGAACCAGUAGUUGACAAUGAAAUAAACCGUCAAAAAGGGUGGGAAAGAAUGGUUCUACAGAUACUGUUCCUUGGUCCAUCAAAUCUUUUGGAACCGAAUGCUAGUUUUGCUCAGAUGUCACAAAAGCUGAUUGUUUCUCCUAUCAUAAAGACACUAGUUUUCAGCAAAGUUCCAGAUAAAGUUAGGGAUUGGAUUGAUGGCAUUACAAGGGACUGGAAAUUCAAGAGGAUAAUUCCUGCCCAUUUUGCAGGUCCGAUUAAAGCAGGCAGGGCCGAAUUAUUAGCUGCAUUUGCAUUUCUUGAUGACUUUUUAGGUGAGCCAUAUGUAACUCGGCCUUCACUUUCUCUUCUCUUCACAUCAUUCAUGGGGAAGGCAGCCAGUUACUUCCCACCAGAUGAUAUGAAGACAUUAUCAUCCCUUGAUGAAUUUUUAGUGUCUGUGGGAGUCGUGAAGAAAACGGUCUCCGGCCGGAAACGAUGAUAAUCACCUGCUUGAUGUGUAGAAACUUCUAUAUCUAGGGUAUAGACCAUAUACCAUUUCACAGCUGUUCAACAUGUUUACAAGUUUAAAGAUAAAAGUAGAGCUUUGAUUACCCUUCUUCGAGUCUUCUACAAUUAAAUUGAAAUGAAAUGCAAAAAGUAUGAAGUCAAAUAGGAGAUGCUUAGAUGCAUUAUUAUUAUUUCAUAGAAAAUGUUGCAUGUGCAAGAAAUUUCAUGUCUCCUGGUUUUCAUGUUUUGCUUCACAAUGAAGCAAAGAAAUAAAAGCUGCUGCAAGAACCCUACAUGAGUUAAGAGUAAGGGCCCUUCUUCCAAUUACAUGGAGAAUAUAUAAUUCAACCACCCAAAAGAACACAAAAACACUUUUCCCCUCUUCGAUAUAUAUGUCAAGGAUAAGAUAUCCUAAAAUUAAGAAAAAUAAAUAAGGAUUAGAGAGAAAGAACAAGAGUUAUCUUGGGGUCCAAUUGGGAAACAAAACAAGGCAAGCAGCUGGAAACAGGUAGGGUUGGAACAGGCUUGCCCUUAGCUAUGCCAAACUUGUCUUGAGGAACAAAUUAUGACCAAGAAACUUAUGAAGAAGCAAAAUUCAUACCAAAUAUAAUGAAAGUAUUUGAUUUUCAUAAACAUCAUGGACCCAACUUUUUGGUUGGGUGGUCAACUUCCUCAACUAAAGCUACCAAAGUUAGACAAAUAUAAAUUUGGGUUUUUUUUUUUUUUUGUGGCCCUAA